UUCUGUCUAUGGGCUGAUGCUUCCUCCGUGGGAUGUCGUGUUGCGGACAGUGUCUGCGGUGGAUUGUGGUUGUACUACUUUGUGAGUUUGAGGCAGUCUGUGGAGAACGUGAGCCUGUCACACGCGUGUGCACGGAGCGGCACGGCACGGCACGGCGGGCGCGUUUCGCUCUAGAGGCUGAGACGAGCCGGCCGGGAUCCCAGUCCCAGCUUGAGGACGGGAGCGGUGCGCAGAUCGCGGUGUGCUGGGCUGAAGCUCUUGAUCCUGACGGGCAGAAUGGAGUCAUCUCUGGAGUUCUCCAACUCGCUGGGCAGCGUCUCCUCGCUGCCCGCCCGCUGCCGGACCUUUAAAAUCAUUGUGAUCGGAGACUCCGCGGUGGGGAAGACCUGCCUCACACACCGACUCUGCGCCGGAGAGUUCCCCCGGAGAGUCGAGGCCACCAUCGGGGUGGAUUUCCGCGAGAGGCUGCUUGACGUCGAGGGGGAGAGAAUUAAGCUCCAGAUGUGGGACACGGCGGGACAGGAGCGCUUCCGAAAGUCCAUGGUGCAGCACUACUACCGCAACGUGCACGCCGUGCUCUUCGUGUACGAUGUCACCUGCCCUGCCAGCUUCAGGAGCCUGCCCGCCUGGGUGGAGGAGUGCAGGCAGAACUCCCUGGGCCUGGACAUCCCCAGGUUCCUGGUGGGAAAUAAGAGCGACCUCCGCGGCCCCGUCAGGGCUGAGGGCCAGGUGAGCCGGGAGCAGGCGCUGAAGUUCGCUGAGGCCCACGGGAUGACGCUGUUUGAGACGUCGGCCAAGAGCCCCGCAAACUCUGGCCCGAAGAGGCGAGGGGCAGGCGAGCGCGAAGCGGCGUUUCAACAGGAUAAGGUGGAUGACAUCAUCACGGCCGUGGCGGCCAGGCUGAAGAGGCUGAGGAGGCCCACAGCAGUGAGCGCCAGGGCGUACUGCGACUCUUUCAAAGUGCCCACCAAAAAAAUGCCAGAGAAAGACCUGUGGAGCUGCACCUGCUGAGACAGAGACCUGAGCACCUGCCUUGUCUGACCUGAUUAGACUUUUUAGCGCUUUGUAUGUGUGUGUGUGUGUGUAUGCUUCAUGUGUGAAUGAUCCAACGUGUUUGUGUCAUAUUUCUAACCAAAGACAAGCAUGAGGAGCGUACGUUUUUUUUUUUACAUUUGAACUGAAGUGCCGUCAUUUGUCAUUUUGUGACUGAAGACCCAGAUAGAUGGUGUUACCCUUCAUGAAGGAACCUCAACCUAAACGUGCCUUUCCUCUGGUUCCUCUUAAAUAUUUGUGACGUUCUGUUCAGAAAUCCUGUGUAACACUGUGAUUUUUAUUGUCAACAAUUAGUGUGAAAUAAAAGACUGUGAAUGUAACA
This is a messenger RNA of Myripristis murdjan (pinecone soldierfish), 1375 nucleotides long. Its product is annotated as ras-related protein Rab-33B-like. NCBI's taxonomy places the organism in Eukaryota, Metazoa, Chordata, Actinopteri, Holocentriformes, Holocentridae. The coding region runs from base 277 to 1011 and encodes 244 amino acids. Gene Ontology annotation, molecular function: GTPase activity; GTP binding. The transcript has 4 exons. The record is from RefSeq and is a predicted model, not a curated record. Gene Ontology annotation, biological process: Rab protein signal transduction.